GGUCACCGCCCCGCUGUCGCUCCUCCAAGUCCCCCGGCACCCCGGCGGCCGCGGCCUCCCGGUCCCCCGCCCGCGGCCCCACGGCUCUGCUCAGCCCGGGCAUCGGGGGCGCGCGACUCUUCUGCCGCGCGAAGCGUGUGUCUCAGCAGCCCAGGGCGCCGGAGAGGGAGCGGCCCCGACCUCGGGGCCACGGCCCUUGCUUCCUUUUCGUUGUCGCGAAACGCCGUGCGCCCCGUAACCGGGGCGAUGGGUGCCAACGAGGACCAGGAGAUGGAACUGGAGGCAUUACGCUCUAUUUAUGAAGGAGAUGAAAGUUUCCGGGAAUUAAGUCCAGUUUCAUUUCAAUACAGGAUAGGUGAAAACGGGGAUCCCAAAGCCUUCCUCAUAGAGAUUUCCUGGACAGAAACCUAUCCGCAGACCCCUCCCAUCAUAUCCAUGAAUGCCUUUUUUAACAACACCAUUGGUGUAUUUCUUGUGCGUUGCAGAUCGUCAGACGUAAAACAGAGCAUACUAGCCAAGUUACAGGAGGCGGUGGAAGUCCACCUCGGGACGGCCAUGACCUACACGCUGUUUGAAUACGCCAAGGACAAUAAGGAGCAGUUCAUGGAGAACCAUCAUCCCGUUCAUUCUGCUACAUCCAUAAGCAAUAUCAUCUCAGUUGAAACUCCUAGCACAGCCCCAUCGAGCAAGAAAAAAGAUAAAAAGGAACAACUUUCAAAAGCCCAGAAACGUAAGCUGGCAGAUAAAACAGAUCACAAAGGAGAACUUCCUAGAGGAUGGAACUGGGUUGAUGUGGUGAAGCAUGUAAGUAUUUUUGAAAUAGCCUUCACAUUUUUCUCUUCCCUGGCCCCUCAGUUUUAGGAUUUCUUUUUUUAAAUAGUGGAAAAUCUAUAGAAGUAAGUUAUAACUACAAUAAAAUGUGACUGUUAAUGUAAGACAUGACUCUAAAUUAUAGAUAAUAUGGAAUUUGAAGGAACAAGUCAUGAAAAGGAGUGCUUUGAUUUCUUAGUGGAGGUGAAGUACUUUUUUUAGGACAGACCCCUAAAUCUGGUUGCCUACCAUCCUCAAAGAAGUUUUUUUGUUUCUGUUGUGCAGAAUUGUUUACUUUCCACUUGGAAUUUUCAGCCCACUUCUCUCAGUAUUUGUCUUGCAUUCCUUGUCAACAGAUCCUAACACAGCGAGUUAAUGCCCUCCCUAUCUGGGAAUUUGUGAAAUGAGUUUUCAUGCCAAUUAGUGUCACUGUGCCCUGUGAAGUAAUUCCUGUGAUCCAAAGUUAGGAUCAAUGAGGACCCACAAAUACGGGUAAUUUAAAAGCAGUGUUUUCUUAGUUUAUUUUGAAGCCAGCUAUUUGGACCUUUUCUGUAGAAACUAUUUGAAGCAAUUUGUGUGGUUCUAAAACCUAGUUCACAAUCAUCUGAGACUGAGGAGCCAUGAGCUGCAAUUGGAAUAAAGAAACUCAGUAUAGACAGACCUCGUUUUCCCGCAGUUCACUUUGCUUCAUCGAUACCGUUUUGUACAAAUUGAAGGUUUGUGGCAAUCUUGCAUUGUCAAAUGAGGAUUUGUAUUUUUUAGCAAUGAAGUAUUUUCUUGAUAAAGGUAUGUACAUUGUUCUUAUACACAUAAUGCAAUAGUAUAGUGUAAAUAUAACUUAUAUUCACUGGGAAGCCAGAAAAUUUGUGUGACUUGAUUUAUUGUGAUGUUUGCUUUACCAUGGUGGUCUAAAACCCAACCCACAAGAUUUGAGGUUGACCUUUAUUUCUUAUCGUCUUCUUGGGCAAGAGUCUGACCCUGCAAUUCAAGAGUUGUAUCAUUUUCAAAAUUGUAAGAAUUGCCUGGGUAAGGUGAUAAAUCUUAACAUUUUUUCUUACCACAAUUUAAAAAUUUUAGAAUUUAUUGUUUGUAAAAAAAAAAACCAAAAAUAUCAUUCAUUUUAUAAAUGGCACCUUUUGUAUACUCUUGUUUCCAAUUUAUUUCUUGGAAAGCUUCAAGGAAUUUUUUUUACUUUUUCUGUUGAGGUUAUGUUAUCAAAGAAUCCUGUUUAAAAUAGCUGAGCCUGAAGUUAAAAAACAUUAGUAUUUCCACGUGGUGAAAUCUUUAGGUGAUACAAGUUACCUGAACCCUGUUGCCUGUUCUGUUAACUAUAAAUGUUGACUUUUGAUUUUACGUGGAAAAAGUGAACUCAGAUAAGACGAUAGCUUAAACUUGUUGAAUAUUUGUUUUCAUCUUUUUUUGUAGUUGAGCAAAACUGGCUCUAAAGACGAUGAAUAGCCCUUGGAAUCCGAGACAAGGGAAGAGCAUCCUUUAAUAAGUAAACGGGGUUCAAAAUCUUUCAUUACUCUUUUCUGGUAUUGAGGUGGCUUUUUAUAAAACAAUUGUUUUGUAUGUUUCUUAUGUAAAAAAAAAAUGUUUCAAGUUGAAAGUAAAGGAAUCUGGUUGUAUUAAAUUAUUUUCACAAACUUGCCUUAAUAAAAGGUGAAAAUGUUACUGUUUAGUAUAAUACUUUAUGGAACCAAUUAUAAACGGACAAAUGCAAGGAAUUAUAAAUAAUCAAUGUCAAUUUAUGUGAUCUUAUUCCGGUGGAUAUGAUAUUUCUUAAAGGAGUUUUAAGCUCUUUUCAAAUUCUUAUCCCAAUGGAGAAUAUGAAUGAACAAUGUGUUCACAGUAUGAUCUGUAUUAAUAGGCUUCUCGUCUUUAAGUCUUUGUUCCUUCCUUCUUUUAAUUACUGAAGCAUAAAUUGCUUCAGAGAGAUUUAAAUACUAGUAUUUGAACUUUAUAUGUAAUAUUCUUUCCAGGUCCUUUUUAUUUUUCAAGGGUGAACUGCUUUUUAAGAAAUAUAUAUCUGUUAAUAUUUCUGAUUUGGGUAAUGAUGUUUGAUCCUGAGAGCUUUCAAUAAUAUGUGGAAUCAGAGAAAGGAAAAAAAAAAGAUCUGCCAAAUACUUUGGAAAAUAUUUGAAUAAAAGUGCUGGUUCCCAUUUAAACCAUUUCUCUUUGCUGCAUAUACCUAGAUGGGAGUAAAAGAUGCCUUAAUAUUUAAUUUUUAUAUUGUUAAAGACAGCGGUUUUAAUAAAUUCCUAUUUAUCCAUUGUGUAUUUUUAGUUGUUUGGUAACUGAGUUCUUCUAAGUGGUUUCACAUAAAACUACAUUUUAAGCCUUGUGCAUUUUCCAGUACCCAAAUGUAUGUCUCAGCCCAGGCAUCCGUGUACAAAUAGACAUAGAAGUCUUUCAAAUGCUGAACUGUAGUACUUGCUGGAUUUUUUUUUUUUAGGUCAUUAACAGAGGAAACUAUUAGUGCAGUUUUAGCAGGAAGUUACUGACAUGUAUGUGAGAUAAUAUAUGCUCCCCAGCUUCAAAAAUACUUAGACUACUGCCGUGGUUUCUGGAAAGGUCAGCUGUUGGUCCCUCAAGUUAUACCUGUGCAGCUUGGGUCUGAGUUUCUAAAGAAUCAUAAACUUUUAAAGACGUUUCCUUAGCAAAAGAGGAGAUUGUCGUAGCCGUGGUUUUUGCUAGGUUCACAUAGGUGUCAGUUUAAUCGCUUGAAUUCUAACGUAAGCAUAACUACAGUGAAGAAGCUCAGUCUCAUUUUUAAAUGCUGAAUCACAUUUUUAUUGCUUGGAUUAAUCCAAUGGAGACAUCAAAAUUGAGGACCACUGGAACACGCUAACUUUUGUUUUCGUGUUGUGUGCGUAAUUUCUGUUGUGCCAAUUUGCUUGUUUUUUGAAGAAACUGAAAUUGCUACGUCUGCUAGUAGGAAAAAAUGCUUUGUUUUAUGCAGAAGAUUCUGAAAUUAUUCAGGUGUGUCGUGGUUCAUAGAUUACAAAGAAUGAUGCUAGUUAAAUGCCAAUGAACUAUUUUUACUCUUUUUAUAUGAAAUGUACAAAUUCCGGGGGACGAUGGUGGCAGCGGUGCGUCUUCCUACCUUACAUAAAACUCUUGAACAUCCUCAUCAAGGUUGCCAUCAUCUGGUUAAUCCUCCCAGUAUAUUUUCUCAAAGUCUGUUUACGUAAAAUUGUAUGGAAUGAUGUAACAAGCAAUAAAACCUGAAUCACACCCAG
This is a messenger RNA of Dama dama (fallow deer), 4052 nucleotides long. RefSeq names its product RWD domain containing 4 (gene RWDD4). The record is from RefSeq and is a predicted model, not a curated record. NCBI's taxonomy places the organism in Eukaryota, Metazoa, Chordata, Mammalia, Artiodactyla, Cervidae. The coding region runs from base 247 to 861 and encodes 204 amino acids. The transcript is spliced from 7 exons. Gene Ontology annotation, molecular function: protein binding.